GAUUAUUUAAAUUAAGCCGAGUAGAUUUUGAAAAUAGUCAAGGUUUAUUUUUCCUUUUUAUUAGAAAGGAAGGCCGAUUGUGACCAGAAAUGAUCUGGAUAAAGGAUGGAUCCAUAAAGAAAAGAAACCUUGAACAAAUAUAAUAAAUCUAGUUUAACAUACAUUUUAUAUCUCCGUUGUGCAUCAGUUUGAGUUUUAUACCUGGAUUUAAAUGCGUGUGUGUGAGUGAGUAGUCGGUUGAAAAGGACAGUGAUAUAAAUUAAAUUUAAAAAUAGUCAACUUGAACUACAGAGUAUUUAGAUAUUUUAAAAUCCAAGUUGAAGAUGUCGCUGAGGAUCGGGAACCAUUGUGGCCGUGAGGGCCAAUAGGAGACGAGGACAGAGUAUACAUUUAAGCAGAACGUAUAUAAACGUAUAUAAGAGGAAAUGCGAUUGGUGGAUUGUGAAUAAAGCUUCGGGACACCGCGCCACCCGCCAUAACGUUCGUAGCGUGCGGUGACUAAUAGUCAGGUUUGAAAAAACGAAUUUGUGAUGCGUAUAUUUUUUAAAAAUAAUUAAUAUUAGAAAAAAAAAAAAAUUCCGGUGAUUGGCCCUAUAGGAAUUAGAAAUCCUUAUAGAGACAAUGGUCCCCAGUCAAAAGUUGCGAUGGCCUGUAGUCCACCUUACAAAAGAGUUCGAGCUCUCAGGUUAUUUGAUUCGCCGGCAACCCCUAAGACAUUAGUAGAAAAAAGUACAAUGCAUACUCCAGUACCAGCAAAAUGUACCAGGCUGUUUCCAUCAGACAAGCCGAGAUCUCUGCCCUCUGGGUUUCUUCUGAAGCCUGAUAAACCCGCAGUGAAUGUCAAUCCUUUCACUCCCAAUGGUAUGCUAAUUACUGCCCGAAAGCGGAGUAGGUCCAAACGCAGUCUCAAUGGAUCGCCCGAUAUAAGAAUACCCAAGUUUGAUCUCGCGGAUUCCGGGGAGUCAGACCACGAAGUGGAAAAUCCGACAAAACGAGUAGCACUUCAAGAGUCGAAUAUACCAAGAUAUCAUCAAGAGUUUCUUGAGGAAGGACUGAUUGGAGCUGGUGAAUUCGGAUCAGUGUAUAAAUGCAUAAAUAGACUAGAUGGUUGUGUAUAUGCGAUUAAAAAAAGUUUAAAACCGGUGGCUGGUAGUGUUAGUGAGAAAACGGCUCUGAAUGAAGUAUACGCACAUGCUGUUCUCGGUAAACAUCAGCAUGUCGUACGUUAUUAUUCAGCUUGGGCGGAAGAUAAUCACAUGAUUAUUCAAAAUGAGUACUGCAACGGCGGCAGUUUGGCUGACGUAAUUACACAGCUUAGAGAAGAAGGCAGGUCGUUCUCGGAACCAGAAUUAAGACAAUUACUGCUCCAUGUUGCGGAAGGUUUGCGGUAUAUACACAGCAUGCAGCUCGUGCACAUGGACAUUAAACCUGGAAAUAUAUUUAUAACAAAAGAAAAACCAAUGCAUUCUGUUAAUUAUGACUCUGCGGACGAUGGUUUUGAUGAAGAAGAAACAAUUGAAGAAGAAAUAACGUAUAAAAUAGGUGAUCUUGGACAUGUUACCUCAAUAAAUGACCCUCAAGUUGAAGAAGGAGACUGUAGAUAUUUACCAACUGAAAUUUUACAAGAAGAUUUUUCACAUCUAACCAAAGCUGAUAUAUUCGCAUUAGGCUUAACUGUUUACGAAGCAGGAGGAGGAGGUCCCCUACCAAAAAAUGGCCCUCUGUGGCAUGAAAUCAGGAAGGGAAAUCUUCUGGAACUACCUCAGCAUAGUCGAGACCUAAAUGACUUAUUAAAAUUAAUGGUUCAUCCAAAUCCCGAAACGAGACCGUCAGCAUUAUCACUGAUCCAGCAUCGAGUAUUAUGUCCCGUUGGAAACAAAACCAAAGCUCAACUACGUCGUGAACUUAACGCCGAAAAGUUAAAAAAUCAAAUUCUAACACAACAAUUACAAGAAGCCGCUAAAUGUAUAAAGAAAAUCGCACCAAAUGUUGCAGCCCUCAGUAAUAAUAAUAAUAACAAUCUUAAUUCUGGUGGCUAUCAAUUACGACAGACGGCUACAAGAGCAUCAACACGAGCUUUGGGAAAAAAAGUUAAUCGUAGCAGUAGUACAACUAAUUUUUAAAAUUAAUCAUCACACAUGCUUUAUUGUUUUUGUGAUUAAGUGAUGACAAAAAUAUUUUGGUUCCUAGAGGUGCCUUUUUGUUGUGAUAUCUCAUUAAUUUUAGUUAGCGAGUAAAACAAUUUAAAUAUUUAAAAUUUAGAGACUAAUUAAAGAUAAUAAUAAAUUUUUAGUAUACGCAGAGUAAAAUAUUUAUAAAUUAUUAAAAUUAUAAUGUAAAUUUUAAGUUUUUUUUUUUUGUUUUAUUUAAAAAUUUUUUUUUUUUUUUUUUUUAACGUAAGCGUGAACUAGUUUUCUGAAAGUGUUUCUUUGAUUGAUUUUUUUUUUUUUUUUAAUAAAACAGCGAAUCAUUAAUUCUAUUAUUUUUUUUUUUCUAUAAAAAAAAAAUCAUUAAUUCGAAUUGGUAAUGAUUAGUUAGCAUUGCAAUUUAAAAAUUAAUCAUUACAUUUCUCAAUGAAAUUUUUUUUCUCCAUAAAAUAUUUUGAAAAUUUUCUAUGCAUGCUAAUCUUAUUCAAUUUUUAAGUAUUACACAUUUAUUUCUUAAUAUCUUAUCAUGAAAAAAUUUAUAAUUAAUCUUAAUAUCGAUUAUGUAUUUUUAUUUUUAUUUUACUUCAUUUUUUACUCAUAAUAAAUAAAAAAAAAAAGUAUUGACAUUUAUGUCAAGGUCAGGGAAACUAGUUUUUAAAAAUAAAAUUUUCAAUUUGAAUAAUACACUAUAUUAUAAGCAGAACAAAAUAUCGAUUUAUUUAAAUUUAUUGACAGAUAAUACAAUCACAAGUACAUUGUAAAUUAUAUAUGUUUUAAGUUUAUUAAUUACUUUUAAUGAUAUAAAUUAAUAAUUUUUAAUUAUCCAUGUAUCUAAACGAAACAAGUUGUAGUUUUACUCUGCGUACAAUUAGAAUUAAUACGAAUAAAAAAAAAAAAAUGAUACUAAUUAGAGAAGAAGCAAAAUUUUUAUUAUAAAAUUAAAUUAUUUUUGUAGAAUUUUUAAGCGUCUUAUUAUAACGAUUCGCCACAAACGCCAUGUCUAUAUCUUAUACAAAUAAAUUAUAUUUUAUAUAUAAGAUUACAAACAAAUAGUCCUGUAAAAUAACGAUAAUAACGAAAGUCCAAUUAAUGUUAAGUGUAAUUAACUGUUGAGCAUUUUGCAUUCUUUCGUAUACGAUUUCGCUGACUAUUAUAAUUAUUAUCAUUAUUAUUUUAAUUAUUAAUUAUUACUUAUUACUAUUAUAAUUAAUUACAAUUAUUAUUGUUUGAACGUUUCUAUUAGCCUAAUUAAUUAAUUAAUUAAUUAUUAUUAUUUUCUUUUUUCGACGCUGGUCCACUAAAAAUCGAUCAAGUUUUUUACUUGUUUAUUUUUUAUUUAUUAUCAAUUGUUGCUAACUAUUAAUGAGUACUAUUAACAAAAUCGACGCUUUUAUAUCUUUGUAAUUAAUAAUUAAAAAAAAAAAAAUAGUUGUAUAAUU
Molecule: messenger RNA, 3586 nt
Organism: Microplitis mediator
Lineage: Eukaryota; Metazoa; Arthropoda; Insecta; Hymenoptera; Braconidae
Product: wee1-like protein kinase
Exons: 4
Coding region: 645-2123 (492 amino acids)
Biological process (GO): mitotic cell cycle; protein phosphorylation
Cellular component (GO): nucleus
Molecular function (GO): magnesium ion binding; non-membrane spanning protein tyrosine kinase activity; ATP binding
Source: RefSeq, a predicted model, not a curated record